Messenger RNA from Rotaria sordida, 722 nucleotides. The record is from the annotation of a GenBank genome assembly. Lineage: Eukaryota; Metazoa; Rotifera; Eurotatoria; Philodinida; Philodinidae.
CAGCAACAGGAUUGUGGACAAAGACUGGCAACAUGAGUAUUGCACGAUGGUCUCACACGGCAUCGAUGCUGGGCAAUGGAAAAGUCUUAGUUGCUGGUGGGUAUGACUACAAUGGCUUCUCGAAUAGUGCAGAACUCUACGACCAAGCAACAGGAAUAUGGACAAAGGCUGGCAAUAUGAGUGUUGCACGAAGCUAUCACGCGGCAUCGAUGCUGGGCAAUGGAAAAGUCUUAGUUGCUGGUGGACACAACAUCAAUGGCUAUUUGAAUAGUGCCGAACUCUACGAUCCAGCAACAGGAAUGUGGACAAAGGCUGGCAACAUGAAUAUUGCACGAUGGUUUCACACAGCAUCGAUGCUGGGCAAUGGAAAAGUCUUAGUUGCUGGUAGAUUUAACUACGAUGGCUACUCGAAUAGUGCAGAACUCUAUGACCCAGCAACAGGAGUGUGGACAACGACUGGCAACAUGAGUAUUGCACGAUUUUCUCAUACAGCAUCGAUGCUGGGCAAUGGAAAAGUCUUAGUUGCUGGUGGACAGAGCUACGAUGGCUACUCGAAUAGUGCCGAACUCUACGAUCCAGCAACAGGAGUGUGGACAAAGACUGGCAACAUGAGUUUUGCACGAUACUUGCACACAGCAUCGAUGCUGGGCAACGGAAGAGUCUUAGUUGCUGGUGGAUAUGGUUAUUUUGGCAAUUCCAACUAUGCAGAAUUAUAUACAUGA